This is a messenger RNA of Plasmopara halstedii, 252 nucleotides long. RefSeq lists its product as uncharacterized. The record is from RefSeq and is a predicted model, not a curated record. NCBI's taxonomy places the organism in Eukaryota, Oomycota, Peronosporomycetes, Peronosporales, Peronosporaceae. The coding region runs from base 1 to 252 and encodes 83 amino acids. The transcript is spliced from 2 exons.
AUGACGUACCCACAGGAACAGCGAAAGGGUGAGAAAAAUCUUGCUCCGUCUGUAGCAGCUUUGUUUUCUUCCAUUCAGAACGAAACUUCAUCAUUCACCCCUGCACCAGUGGAUCCAGUAAUGAACCUAUUUUCUCACUUACGUGCGCAAACGACUCAAAAUGCUCCAUCACUGCUCACACCUCCGCUGCGAAAUGGAGCUCCGACACCGCCCACCAGUCCUCGAUGUAUUAUCCAUCUACGUCUUCUAUGA